AAAAUCCUCCAUAUUUUUCACCAAGUCCAGUCACGGCAGCGGUUCCGUAGCCAAAGUGUUCUUUAUUUCCGGAUUAAUUACGUGUAUAUUCUGUUACGUGUCGAUUCCGUUUGUUUGCGCGAGUGCGACCAACCUGCGUUCGGUGAUUUUGUCUGAUUUUCCGAUAUAGUUUAGUGCAGCCGGCGAUAAAAGUAAAUUCUUGCUGCCUCUUUUUGGAACUGAGUGUCUGUGUUUUUUGUGGUGCUGCUUUGGUUAAGGCAACGGAACGGUGCGGCGGAGCUGAAGUUUUUCUCGAUUAAUCAUCAUACACCGUUGCUGAUAGUGUUUGUAAACACACACAUAUAAGCAUGUCUGAGAAGGAAGCCGUUGACCAUGUCGAGGUGGAGGGAGAGGAACACGAUGCCAACUACCAGCCUCCCCCGCAGAAGACCAUCGAGGAAAUCAUGGCCGCCGACGCCGAAGACGAAAGCUUACGAAAGUACAAAGAAGCCCUACUAGGGGAAGCUCAAUCCGAGAAGAUUAUCUACGACAACUCCGAUCUCAGGAAGGUGAUUGUAAAAAAGCUGUCGCUCCUGGUGGCAGGCCGUGACCCCAUGGAAUUGGACCUGUCCGGUGACAUAUCCAAGCUGAAAAAGAACGUCUUCGUCAUUAAAGAAGGAAUCCAGUACAAGAUCCGCAUCGACUUCGUUGUCCAGCGGGAAAUCGUUCAUGGGCUGAAAUACGUCCAGAAGACCUAUAGGAUGGGAGUGCCAGUGGACAAAAUGACCCAAAUGGUCGGUUCGUAUCCGCCGAAGAAGGAAAUCCAAAGCUACACCACCCCGUUUGAGGAGGCACCCUCCGGCAUGAUGGCCCGCGGAACCUACUCGGUGACGUCCCUCUUCACUGACGAUGACAAAAACGAACACCUCAAGUGGGAGUGGAGUUUCGAGAUCAAAAAAGACUGGCAGUAGAGAAUUUAAUACAUACAUAUUACAUACCUUACUAAGCAAUGGCGAUGCGCGUACUCUUGGACAUUUUUUUUGCGGACAGAGAUUCGCCUAGCAUCAUUAGUCAGUCGCCUGUUAAUAUACAUAAAAAUUAUGCAUAUAUACAAAGAAAAACGUGGAAGUUAAAGAGUAUUAGAUGUUGCGAACCAGCUUCCAGUCGGGUGAUAGAGGAGUUUCAUGCAGGCACACCCAUAAGAUAAGUGUGCCCGCUUUCGGUAUCGUACAUGCAAACAAACGUAAAACUGAGAGAUUAUAUCGCAAAAAAAUCGCAAGUAAAAAGUCUUCAAGGAACAAUUUUAUCGCUUUAAUACAAUGUAGUCAGGUACCACACUAUUUCUUUUUCAAAGUUUAUAUUAGUCAGAAAACAUUAUAAGCUGCAUCCUACAUAGAUUACAAGACCAACACGUACGGCGCUGAUGAAGGUUGAAAUAUGCUAAAUAUUAAGAGUAAAUAAAAUGUGGCUGUUCUCAAUCUGUGUACUAAUCUGCUUUUGUCGGUUGGAAAAUUAAAAGAAUGCUGAAAAACGCUAACAACUCAACAGGGGUGAAUGUGAUGCUUUCGUAGCCACGGUAUUAUAACUAUAUAUGGUAUUAUCGUUUCCAUUCUGAUGUGUGCUAUAAAAUGAAAACCAAUUUCUCUCGGUGGAUUUUGCGAUUAAGGAUGAUUAUCCCUUUGUAUUGUAAUCGAUACUAUUAAAACUGUUAACAUAGAAACAGAAAAGAGAUUUGUUCAUUCGUUGCUAAUUAUGAUUUUAUUGUGCUAUAUAGUUUUCAAGUUACAUAGAAGUUCUGCCAAAUAAGUGCUUCGGAAAGCAAUAAAACCGUGUGAAUGCUAUCCUACUAAAUUAUGCAAAAGGGCAAACAAAAGAAAAAAUAUAUCCAAAAGUGCUAUCUUUUUAUACACAUAAGAUUAAGAAUUGUGAGCAAAUAAUAAAAUCAUAGCUGAGACAACAAAGAAAAAGCAUUUUCCUAAACAGAACCAAUAAUAAAUGACUUUUUUACAACGUUAGGAAAAAAUGCAAAUCCAAUAAUUUAUAAAAGAUUUUCAUGUUGAUGAACAGUCCGUAUAGGAAAAAAGAGGAUGUGUAGCAUUCCUUAACUUUUGCAGGCUUCUUAUAUUCAAACAAUCGAUUUUCGGGUCAAAGUAUAGUUUUCAUUAGUCCAGAAAAUGCAUUUAAAGUGAAAUGUUUUCCAUAUUUUUUUUUUAUUUACGCUAAGUGACAGACAAUUAGCUUUUUAUAAAAUUAGCUUUUUACAUUUGUGUUUCGUUCGCCAGUUUUUGAAAAAAAAUAUCUUGAUCAGCUACGAGAUCCGCAUUGAUAGAUGGACAAGCUGUAGCGAAGCAUUUCACGUUACAAGAAUAAAAAAACCGAUCAAUCCGAAUCAAUAACCCUAUUUACAAUCAUCCGAUUAGCCAUAUAUACUUAGGAGAAUAUAAUAGAUGAAACAAAGCAAAAAUGAACCCCGGACCGCAUAACGACGAUAGUUGAUAAUGAAAUCGCACCACCACAGUAGCGUCGGUAUUGAAUCAAUGAAAUGAAAAUUAACUGAAAUAAACAAACUCCUGCAGUCAGUUUUGUGCUCAAUUUGUUCAAACAAAGGCAAAUUUUAAA
Armigeres subalbatus is the source of this 2598-nucleotide messenger RNA. RefSeq names its product rho GDP-dissociation inhibitor 1 (gene RhoGDI). Bases 348 to 950 code for a protein of 200 amino acids. The record is from RefSeq and is a predicted model, not a curated record. Gene Ontology annotation, molecular function: Rho GDP-dissociation inhibitor activity; protein binding. Gene Ontology annotation, biological process: Rho protein signal transduction. NCBI's taxonomy places the organism in Eukaryota, Metazoa, Arthropoda, Insecta, Diptera, Culicidae. Gene Ontology annotation, cellular component: cytosol; cytoplasm; membrane. The transcript has 5 exons.